CUUCCCUCGCCCUCCCUCUGCGCUGCCCCUUCCGCCCGGCCUUCUGCCUGCCCCCCUAUCAGCCUCCUCCGUGCCCAACCUCGCCCGGGCUCCAGCGCAGUGGCGGGGGAGCGGGCGGACCACCUUGGCCUGCGUGGAUGGCCGGGGCCUGCCUGCGGGACGCAGGCGUGCAGCUAUGCGACCCUUCCGCGCCAGCGGCCCGCGACGCGGUGAAGGCGCUGUCGCAGCACCUGGCGGCGCUGCCCGCCGAGGCGCUCGGUGGGGCCACCUUCGACCACGCGCUGGCGCCGCUGCUUGCGCGCCUGGGCAGCGGCGGCGCGCUGGCCCCUCCCGUGGAGGAGCUGCUGGGCGCGCUGGCGCUCCUGCUGGAGAGGGCGGGUCCCGCCAGCGUGCCGCCAGCCAGGGCUGCGAGGGUGUUCCCGCUGGUCAUGGAGCGCCUGCUGCCGCUGCUGGAGGGCAGUGGCGCCUCUGCCCCCAAGGAGGAGGCAGUGCUCGCGGCUCUGCGUUGCGCCGAGGCGCUGCUCGGUAGCUGGUACUCGGCUUGUGAUCGCAGCGGGGAGCUCGUCCGGCUGCAGGUGGGCUUCCUCGUCCACUUGGCGGUGCGCCUCGCGGACGGCGGCAGCCGCGAGCUGCGGCUGCGCGCUCUGCAGGUGCUCCGUCACGCAGGGGAGGCCGAGGACGACGCGGAUGCCUUGGCGUGCUUCUACCCCGGGGUGUGCUCGGCGCUGGCGGGCUUGCUGAUCAGGGCAGACUUCAAGCUGGGCUCGAAGGUCGUCGCCGCGGCCUGCGACGCCUGGCGCACGUGGCUGGCGGGAGUGCUGGCAGACUCUCGCAAUCUGGGCAUAGUGCAGCGGCGCUCGCCGCUGCGGCUGGCAGACCUUUUCUGGGAGCACAACCAGCGGGUCGGCGGCACGCUCGAGGCGGCCCCAGAUGCCACGGCGGGAUCCGCCGCCGUUGCGCUGGCGGCGGCGCCGGGGCGCUUGCCGAAGGUGUUGCGCGAUGCGGCGUGGCUGGAGGAAGUGGGCGCCAGAACUGGCGAGGCGCUGUGCGCGGCGCUGAGGCCCCAGGGAGCACCCACGGCGGCCCUGUGGGCGGAGAAGGCCUCCGUGCGCCUCGCCUUCCUGCGCCUCGCCGCCACGGCCGUGGGCAGGUGCAGCCACACGCUGCCACGGCAAGCCCUGGAGGCCACGCUGGAGGUCCUGCUGGGGGGCCUCUCGGACGACGCGGGGCAGAACCGAGGCUGCGCCGCAGAGGCGCUGCGGCGGCAGCUGGACUCUGGCGGGCCUGGCGCCGAGCUGCAGCAGCAGCUGUUGGCGCGCUUGCCGGUAGCCUUGCAGGAGGUCUUGCCUCCGCCCGGGAGGGCGCUGGACACCAGCGGAGCGUUGCAGCUCCGGCUGGCCAGGGCCGACGGCCUGCUGCGUUUCCUGCGCGAGCGCGGCGCGGGCGAACACCCGGUGGCGCCGCGGUCUCUGCCCGCGCACGGAGCGGAGGCUCUGGUAGAGCCCCUGGCAAAGCUGUGCGCCCUGGACCCGCAGGCGAUCUCGCCGAUCCUGCGAGAUGCGCGGUCCUUGGUCGCACUGCCUGUUUCUGGCAUCGGCGGCACCCAGAGCUUCCUGGAGCUGUUCCCGUACGGUUCAGAGGAUCGGGGCGGCGGCGCCGUGGCUUCCCCGCGGCCUGCCCUGGAGCAGCGGGAGGGCGCCGGCAGGGUGGCGAAGCCCGCGGAGGCCGGGCAGAGCAGCCAGGUGAAGGACUGGCUCCUGCGCGCCCUCCGCGCCGGGGGCGGCGAACCCUUGCUGGCGCAGGCUGUGGAGCGGCUGGUGGCGCGUGUGCUCGGCGUGUUCGCCGCGGAGCACCUGUUCUCCAUCUUCUUUGACGACGUUCAGUGCCAGUGGGCGCCUCCCGCCGACGCCAUCAGCUCGGGUGCGCCAGAUCCCUCCCCCCUGGACAGAGGCGCAGAGGGCGGAGCGCGGGGCGCGGUCCUGGCGCGGAGGGGCGCUGUCAUGUUCGCCAUGGCUGCUUGGCUGGAUGUGGCGCGCAAGGAGUCGCUGCUGAUGCCGCUUUGGGUGCCCAGGCACUGCGCGGGGCUGGCCCUGCAGGGGAUCCAGGCGCCUGCGGCCGGGGCUGCCGCGGCGCUCCACUGCGUGGGCUCCCUGCAGCUGCUGCACAGCGCGCUCGACUCGUUGCACACUGCAGAGCCGCUGCCGCGGCCCCCGAAGACCAGCGUGCAUGCGCAGGUGAAGAGCAUCAUCAUCCCACUGCUGGAGAAGCUGGGCUCCAGCUCGUUUGCCUGCUCCACCGCCGCGCACGCUGUCCUGAGCCGUCUCCACGAGCUGCUCCUCGCAGACGGCUCGUGCAGGCAUGUGUCGGAGUCGGGGGGCGCUGUGCAGGCGCUGCUGGCCGCGUACGCCGACUACGUGGUUGGAGACGUCUGCUUCCGCCUGAAGUACGACGCCCACGCAGCCCAUCUGGCGCCCGAGGACGAGGUCUCCGGGCUGCCCGCCAUCUUGACCGCGGUGGUGCAGCACGUCGACCUCGACAUGGUGCCCUUCCUGUGGGACAUCGUCCGCGUCCUGCUGGACGGCCCGGGGCACCUGCGCGGCGCGGCGCACCGUGGCGCCGGCCGCGCAGCGGCGCCCCACUGGGUGGCCCGCGCCCUCGCGGCGGUGGUGAAGCAGCUGGCGGGGCUCAUCGUCCAGCGGCGGGCAGCCCGCGCGGCGGAGGCGCCCAGCGCGGGCGCGCGGGCGGCAGGCGGCGCGACCGGAGCGGGCGGGGGCGAGCGGGCGCCGUCGGCGCUGGCGGAGCUGCUGCUGGGCAGGAGGCGCUGCCUCGGCAGACAGGUCCCCAUCCCCACCAGGCGUGGAUGGACCGCCGAGCGCCGCCAGAACGGCUUCCGCCUAGAGGACCUGGGCGCCUGCUUCGACGAGGACGCCGAGCCGGACGAGGAGCCCGACGCCGCGCUGCUGGCCCGGCCCGCGCCCUCGAGGUACGGCAGGGAGCGGCAGAUUGCCUCCGGGGUCAUCCUGUGGGUCCGGCACCUGCUGCAGUCCUCGUCGUCGCAGUGCCGGCACCUGGCGCACGUGGCGCUGGUGCACUCGCUGACGGUCCUGUCGACCAGGGCCAAGGAGCUGCUGCCGCACGUCCACAACGUCUGGCCCGCGCUGCUGCCGUCCUUCGCCGCGGAGGCGCCCCUCGCCGCGCAGGCGGACGCCUGCGUCGCGCUGAAGCACAUCGCCAGGCUGUCGGGCGACUUCGUGCAGCGGCGCUUCGUGUCCGAGUGCUGGCCUGGGCUCUGGGCGCGCUUGCGCGACGCCCCGGCGCUGCCGCAGCGGGAGGCCGCGGCGUGGUCGCCGAAGCUGAAGGGGCAGCUGGCGGCGCUGGACGCGCUGGCCUUCCUGGCAGGCGACGAGGCGGUGAUCUGCGGCGUCGAGGAGGAGCUCGUCGUGGUCGGCCUGAAGUUCCUCGAGCCCGGUGCGGCCCACCUCCUGCGCGCCCGGGCCUGGGCGCUCCUCGAGGCGCUGGCGGCGGCGGAGCCGGACCUCCUCUGGCUCUACGCGGGCCGGACCGCGGAGCCGCCGGCCGAGCUGCCGCUGCUCGCCGAGGCCGGGGCAAGCCUGGCGGCGCUCGCCGACGAGGACCGCCGCAGGCUGCGGGCGCUGGUCGAGCGGCAGGACAGCCCGCCCAGGCCCUGCGUGCCACUGUCGCCGGUGGGCGAGGUGUGGUGCGCCUGGCUGCGCGGCGAGCGGCCCGCGGGGGCCGCGGAGGAGUGCCCGGGCGCGGAGGCGCCCGCGUCGCCGGCGGGCGAGGACGAGGACGAAGACGAGGACGCGGAGGGCUGA
Prorocentrum cordatum is the source of this 3836-nucleotide messenger RNA. Lineage: Eukaryota; Dinophyceae; Prorocentrales; Prorocentraceae. The record is from the annotation of a GenBank genome assembly.